This is a messenger RNA of Rhododendron vialii, 498 nucleotides long. Its product is annotated as G-type lectin S-receptor-like serine/threonine-protein kinase At1g61460. Bases 91 to 498 code for a protein of 135 amino acids. Gene Ontology annotation, biological process: protein phosphorylation. The record is from RefSeq and is a predicted model, not a curated record. The transcript is spliced from 2 exons. Lineage: Eukaryota; Viridiplantae; Streptophyta; Magnoliopsida; Ericales; Ericaceae. Gene Ontology annotation, molecular function: ATP binding; protein tyrosine kinase activity.
CUUCAUAUUUUAUUGUUUUUUUCAAUUAUUGAUGCAAGGAUAGACAUUCAAGACAGUGAUGAAGAAAACAUAGAAUUGCCCAUCUUUGAUAUGGUCACCAUUGUAGGGGCAACUAACAACUUUUCUGAUUCAAAUAAAAUUGGAGAAGGGGGUUUUGGCUCUGUUUACAAGGGUCAUCUAUCAACUGGAAAAGACAUAGCUGUCAAGCGACUUUCGAGGGACUCCAAACAAGGUCUUAAGGAAUUCAAAAACGAGGUUAUUUUGAUCGCUAAACUUCAACACCGUAAUCUAGUUAGGCUGUUGGGAUGUUGCAUCCUCGGAGAAGAACGAAUGCUGGUUUAUGAGUACAUGCCUAAUGGAAGCUUGGAUUCCUUCAUUUUUGGUUUGCCCAAUAAACCUUCCUCUCCCUUUUUUUCUUCCUAUGAAGGCAUGCUCGAUCAAUUGGAAAGUAUAUUUUACAGAACUUUCUCUCAUUAUAUGACCAAGAAAAUGAAGUAG